UCAUGACGGUCUCCUCUGUUUUCUCCUUUACCAUCUUCCUUUUUCUCUCACUUGCAUCUCCAACAAUCUCAGAUUCAUCAUCGGACAGUCUACAGACCUUCAUUGUCCACGUGGCGAGAUCACAUAAGCCUUCUUUGUUCUCCACACACCAGCAAUGGUAUGCCUCCAUUAUCCACUCCCUUCCUCCCUCCUCGCACCCAGCCAAGAUCCUUUACACUUAUGAGCGUGCCAUGAAUGGCUUCUCUGCUCAGCUCACCAAUGCACAAGUAGCCAAACUGCGUCACCUCCCUAGCAUCCUCUCCGUCCUCCCUGACAAAAUUCGCCAACUCCAAAUCACUCACACGCCUAAGUUUCUAGGACUUACUGAUGAUUACGGCCUUUGGAAGAGCUCCAAUCAUGGUGAUGAUGUCAUAAUAGGGGUGUUGGACACCGGAAUAUGGCCCGAACACCCGAGUUUUUCGGACUCUGGUUUGUCCCCUGUUCCGGAUAGGUGGAAAGGUAUAUGCGAGACGGUUCCUGACUUCCCAGCAUCAGCUUGCAAUCGAAAGAUCAUCGGUGCUAGAAUCUUUAAUAAAGGCUUGGUAUCUAAUCUUGGAAGGCAUAUAGAUGUUUCAGAGAGGCUAAAUUCACCGAGAGAUGACAAUGGUCAUGGCUCACACUGUGCAUCUACUGCAGCUGGUUCCGUGGUUCCUAAUGCGAGCUUCUAUGAAUAUGCAUAUGGCGAAGCUCAUGGAAUGGCCGCUAGAGCCCGUAUUGCUGUCUAUAAAGUAUGCUGGAGCACAGGUUGUUUUGACACUGAUUUGCUUGCUGCAAUAGAUCAAGCAAUCGCGGAUGGUGUCGACGUGAUUUCUUUAUCUGUUGGAGCUGACUAUGCUAAUCCCUAUGAUCAGGAUCCUAUAGCCAUAGGAGCUUUUGGUGCUGCAGAACAUGGUGUUGUUGUUUCAUGUGCUGCUGGGAACUCUGGUCCUGGACCAUACACAGCUGUUAAUACUGCACCUUGGAUUUUAACAGUCGGAGCUUCCACCAUUGACAGAGAGUUUCCAGCUGAUGCAGCCCUUGGAAAUGGAGAAAUAUUAAAUGGUGUUUCCUUGUAUUCUGGAAAUCCUCUUCCCGAUUUCAAGCUUCCUUUAGUGUAUGCUGGGGAUUGCGGAAGUCAGUUUUGUUAUGGAAGGGGGCAGCUUGAUCCAUUAAAAGUUGAAGGGAAGAUUGUGUUAUGUGAUUAUGGAGAUGCAAGGAAUGAUUUGGAGAAUAAAGUUGAGAAGGAAGAUGCAGUGAAACUUGCCGGUGGGUUGGGAAUGAUACUUGCACUUGCAAAUGGAUAUGGAGAAAUACUUACUGCAUCAACUUAUCUUAUACCGACAACCAUGGUAGGGGAAAUUGCAGGCAACAAAAUUCGAGAGUAUAUCAGAUCAGAUGAAAAUCCAACAGCGACAAUCGCAUUUCGUGGAACGGUAAUCGGAACUUCUUCACCACCAGCUCCCAAGGUUGCAAUUUUUUCAAGUCGUGGUCCAAAUAUGAUAACACCAGAGAUCCUUACGCCGGACGUUAUAGCUCCUGGUGUUCAAAUCUUAGCCGCUUGGACUGGUGAUGACGGACCUUCUGGUUUCAAUAUAAUAUCUGGCACUUCAAUGGCUUGCCCACAUGUUAGUGGUAUUGCUGGUUUAUUGAGAAAUGCAUAUCCCAGUUGGUCCCCUGCUGUUGUGAAGUCAGCUUUGAUGACUACUACUUUCAAUGUAGACAACUCCGAGAAGAACAUUAUAGAUCUUUUUACUGGUGAAGAAUCAACACCUUUUAUCCAUGGAGCAGGACAUAUUGAUCCUAACAGAGCUCUAAAUCCAGGAUUGGUUUACGAUCUUGAUUCAAGUGACUACAUUGCUUUCUUAUGUUCAAUCGGAUACAAUGAAACACAAAUUUCAGUUUUCACGAGGGAGCCAGCCGGAUCAGAGGUAUGUGUAAAGAAAUUAGCUAAUCCUGGCGAUCUCAACUAUCCAUCAUUCUCCGUAGUUUUUGAAUCUGAUUGGGAUAAAGUUAGAUAUAAACGGAUAGUGAAGAAUGUUGGUAGUUCAGCUGGUGCAGUCUACAAAGUUAAAGUGAACGCCCCAGAAAAUGUUGAUGUUCGCGUCUCGCCGAAGAAGCUAGUGUUCAAUGCAGUAAACCAAGCACUCUCCUACAAUAUUAGAUUCACAAGUUUUAAGUGGGCUUCUUUAAAAAAGAGCUCAGCAAGUUUUGGUUCAAUUGAGUGGAGCGAUGGAGUUCACAAAGUGAGAAGUCCUAUUGCUGUUAGGUGGAGUGAAGGACCAAAAGCUUCCAUUUAAUGUCUCAAGUACUCGAUGUGUGUUUUCUUCAAUUUAGUAGAUCACUCUCUGGCCUUUCAUUCGCUAGAUUUCUAUUUGGUGUCAUGAACGGAUGUUACAUUCCUGAAGUAAAAUAAAGCUGACCUUUUUGAAGUAUUUUAGAGCAGCUCUCUCUCUUUUUCUUUUUUUAAUCGAAAC
Tripterygium wilfordii is the source of this 2492-nucleotide messenger RNA. RefSeq names its product subtilisin-like protease SBT1.4. Gene Ontology annotation, molecular function: serine-type endopeptidase activity. The coding region runs from base 3 to 2315 and encodes 770 amino acids. The transcript has a single exon. Gene Ontology annotation, biological process: proteolysis. The record is from RefSeq and is a predicted model, not a curated record. Lineage: Eukaryota; Viridiplantae; Streptophyta; Magnoliopsida; Celastrales; Celastraceae.